This is a messenger RNA of Camelina sativa (false flax), 1529 nucleotides long. Lineage: Eukaryota; Viridiplantae; Streptophyta; Magnoliopsida; Brassicales; Brassicaceae. The record is from RefSeq and is a predicted model, not a curated record.
GGCAAAGAGAGAGAGAGAGAGAGAGAGACCCAUCUCAUUGCAGAAAUAGCAUUUUUUAUUUUUUGCCUUUUUAUAAUAAUAAUACAAAAUCUGAAUCUCUUCUCCUCCGUCGAAGUUUUGAAUUCUCUCUGGUUCUCUGAUUCCUUCCUCCUCUGAGCUCCCUUCAGCUUCGAUUUCUCUCGCAUUUUCGUUUCCGUUAUGCACGGCUGAGAUCAUCGUAGAUCGUGAUUGAAGCGAGAGAUUUUUUAGGAGAGAGCGAAGAUGAGCGAGGGCCAGAAGUUCCAGCUGGGAACAAUCGGCGCUUUGAGUUUGUCCGUUGUGUCGUCCGUCUCGAUCGUGAUCUGUAACAAAGCCCUUAUUAGCACCCUUGGCUUCACUUUCGCGACUACUUUGACAAGUUGGCAUCUUUUGGUCACAUUUUGUUCCCUUCAUGUGGCAUUAUGGAUGAAGAUGUUCGAGCACAAGCCUUUUGAUCCACGAGCUGUGAUGGGGUUUGGCAUAUUGAAUGGGAUAUCCAUAGGACUAUUGAACCUCAGCCUGGGCUUUAAUUCUGUCGGUUUCUACCAGAUGACAAAACUAGCAAUUAUUCCCUGCACUGUUCUCUUGGAGACCCUCUUUUUCAGGAAAAAGUUCAGUCGGAAAAUCCAGUUUUCCUUAACCAUCCUUCUCCUUGGUGUUGGAAUCGCUACCGUCACAGAUCUUCAGCUUAAUAUGCUGGGUUCUAUCUUGUCAGUGCUGGCUGUUAUCACAACUUGUGUUGCUCAAAUUAUGACAAAUACCAUCCAGAAGAAAUUCAAAGUUUCAUCCACGCAACUUCUGUAUCAGUCUUGCCCAUAUCAAGCAAUCACUCUUUUCGUCACUGGGCCAUUUUUAGAUGGGCUCCUUACCAACCAGAACGUGUUUGCCUUCAAGUACACUUCUCAAGUAGUGUUCUUCAUCGUGCUGUCCUGCCUCAUAUCAGUCUCUGUAAACUUCAGCACUUUUCUUGUCAUUGGAAAGACAUCUCCUGUCACAUAUCAAGUUCUGGGACAUCUCAAAACAUGCCUGGUUCUAGCAUUUGGCUAUGUGUUGCUGCGAGACCCAUUUGACUGGCGCAACAUUCUCGGUAUUCUGGUGGCUGUGAUUGGAAUGGUUGUUUAUUCCUACUACUGCUCGAUUGAGACUCAGCAGAAGGCAAGUGAAACAUCAACGCAGUUGCCACAGAUGAAGGAGAGCGAGAAAGAUCCGCUAAUAGCAGCAGAAAAUGGAAGCGGAGUGUUAUCAGAUGGUGGUGGAGGAGUUCAAAAGACGGUGGCUCCUCAGAGAAGUAGGGGAGACUGAAAAAAUCAACAACCCUUCCACACACCGUAUGGGGGAAAAAAAAAUGAAGUAGAGAGUGAGGGGAGGGGAGGAAAAGGGAACAGCUUUGAUGAUCCAUUUUUAUUAUACACAGUAGGUUUUUGUUUUUCUUUGGAUUUAGUAUUACAACUCUGUAUUCAAAAGUCUGUGGUAUAUUCGUCAACACUGAAAACAUAUAUUUGAUUUUUUUA